Ylistrum balloti is the source of this 2551-nucleotide messenger RNA. Its product is annotated as F-box/LRR-repeat protein 2-like. Gene Ontology annotation, molecular function: protein binding. Gene Ontology annotation, cellular component: SCF ubiquitin ligase complex. Gene Ontology annotation, biological process: SCF-dependent proteasomal ubiquitin-dependent protein catabolic process. The transcript has 7 exons. The record is from RefSeq and is a predicted model, not a curated record. NCBI's taxonomy places the organism in Eukaryota, Metazoa, Mollusca, Bivalvia, Pectinida, Pectinidae. The coding region runs from base 142 to 1797 and encodes 551 amino acids.
UUGAUGCCAAAAAUAUUUUUCCACACUUCUUUCUAUGAGAUGGAAUGGCUAUUUCAAAAAACAGAUUUAAGAUUUAAUUCCAUUAACACCUGCGUUGAAUGUCAUGUUAAUUGACAUACGGGACCGAUACAGAAAGCAAGAAUGCACACUGAUACUAAUUCAGAUGAUGGUGACCUUUAUAGUAGAACUGAUUAUACAACAGACAAGGAACGCCAUUGUCGUCAAGGGGCUUCUGAAGAAAAAGUCCAAUUCAGACAUGGAGCAGAUGGUGUGUAUAGUUCAGCCAUGACAGAUCUAUCAACAGUCAGCGUGUCUUCUAAAAAUGUCACCCAGAAAGACUUCACUCUCCAAUCAGAUAUGAACACUGAGAUGUCAUCAUGUCAUCUGAAUGAUGAGAAAACCUUUGCAAAAAUUAAUACAGAAAAUUCAUUUGAUCAUUAUGAAUGUGAUAAAGAGACUGAAACUGGGGAAGAGGUGGAUUAUACACAUUUAGUAUCUGUUGUAGAAAAUGACAUAAAAAAUAUAAGUAAUAGGAUUAGCACUGCUGUGAUUGACUUCAGUUUCUCUUGUCAAGAAAAGGGAGAAGAAAAUGGAUCGCACUGUAAUCAUUUUGAUUUUGUCCCAAAUGAGAUUAUUCUGAAAAUAUUUUCCUAUUUUGACCCCUUGGAUUUAUGUAAACAGAUUUCACUUGUUAGUAAGCGAUGGCGAAAGCUUGCGUACGAUGUUAGUUUGUGGACUUUACUUGACUUGAAUUGGAAUCCACAUUUAUCAUCAGUCAAUUUGUGCUGGAUCAUCAAACGACUUGGAUGUAUUCGAAAACUUUGCCUUCAAAGCCGACAGAUGCUGAGUGUUUCAGAAGUGUCUGUGUUUACAGAGUUCUGUCCCUUGCUAACAGAUGUUGACCUGGGUUUUUGCAGUACUUGUUCUGCUGAUAUUCUUGAGUAUUUUGUCCUCAAUUGUGAAAACCUGGAAAGAAUCAAUGUUGAAGGCUGUCACAUGGUAGCUGAUGAAUGCUGUGAAGUACUGGCAAAGGCCAAAAGAUUGAAACAUUUGAAUUUUUCCCACUGUAUUAUAACAGAUGCUGGCUUGUGUCACUUAGCUAGGAAUUUGUCACAAAUUGUCUCCCUCAAUAUUGAUGGAAUCGGAUGGAUAAAUGAUAAGAGUAUGAUAACUUUGGUAGAGCAUCACCAUGAAAACUUGAAAUGGCUGGACAUUGAUGGUGCUGAGUUGACUGAUCGGUCCAUUGAAGCCGUAGCAGGUUGUUCUGGAUUAGAGAGACUAACGGUGUCCUUCUGUGAACUACUGACUGAUACCUCGCUUCGAGAAGUAUCGAAAAUGACUAAGCUAAACUGCUUGUCUCUGAGGAAAGGUACAGAGCUGACCAAUGCAGGAGUGGUUGAGCUGUUCUCCACAGAUGCCAUGUCAAAUCUGACCUGCCUAGACCUAUCUGAUUGUGGAGACCUAAAAGAUUCAGCUGUGCUACAAAUCCUCAAAUGCUGUGGUAGGAAUCUACGACAGCUUAGAUUGUGCUGGUGCUGCAGUCUACAGGAGGAAUCCGUCACCGCCAUUGUAGAUACCUGCAGCUCAUUGGAAACUUUGGAUUUGGUUGGGCUACACAAGAUUUUUGGAAAAUGUUUCGAUAGAAUACCCAAAUGUAUGCCCAAACUAACAUUACUCGACCUUCGGCAGUGUAACAAGAUCAAUGAUAAUUUGAUUAGAGAAAUGCUGUGUAAGAAAUCCGACCUAAAAGCCUUUGACUACUACGGAGAAGACUUUCGAAUCCAGCUACAGUCCUAGUUCAACAUUUUGGACUUGGAGAUAAAUUAACACCUGAGUCAAAGUGUUCUUUGUGCUGCCAUUUUGACCCCUGUUUAUGUCAAAGCUUUCUACUUUACUUUAUAAAUCUUGUUACCUAAAUUGCUUCAUGAAAGGGGUGUGCAUUGCAGGUGAAACAUACAUCCUGGUGUCAGUUUCUGUGUUUGCUGUACAAACUUAAGUUAUGACUUUUUUUACAAUAUGUGUGUAGCUUACAAAGUGGCUUGUAACUACAUGUAUGUGCUUGUCAGUCAAAGUGAAGAUUAAAUAGAUCAGCAUUAUAUAGAGACCUAUUUACUGAAAGAUAAAAAUGUAAUUUAUCAUGGUGGCCAUGUUGCAUGGUUGGAGUAAUAUUCUUUGUGAUAUAUUUAUUGUUUAUAACUUAUCUGUGAAUGAGACCAGUUAAAUAACAGGUCUGGUGCAUCUAUAUUGUAGGUACUAAAAAUAGUGUCAUUUUUUUGUUGAACAGAGACAUCAUUUUUUAGAAAUAAAAAACCUUCAUAUUUUUUCAUAUAUACUCUUAAUGCGAUCUCUUUUUGUCCGGCAUUGUGCAUUGUAAACUUUUAACAUUUUCGACUUCUUGUGGCAAACUCCUGAGGGUCAAAUUUAUUGAAACUUAAAAAAUCUUCUCAUAUCCCAGGUAUGAUAAAAUCAAGUACUCAUCAUGGAUAGAAAGGCCUUCAGAUGCUUUACCAAAAUUGUAAAUUUCAUCACCCUAGGGUCUCACAUUUGUAUU